This is a messenger RNA of Bactrocera latifrons, 2341 nucleotides long. RefSeq lists its product as uncharacterized. The transcript is spliced from 14 exons. NCBI's taxonomy places the organism in Eukaryota, Metazoa, Arthropoda, Insecta, Diptera, Tephritidae. Gene Ontology annotation, molecular function: serine-type endopeptidase activity. The coding region runs from base 55 to 2235 and encodes 726 amino acids. The record is from RefSeq and is a predicted model, not a curated record. Gene Ontology annotation, biological process: proteolysis.
UUGAACGAGGUGGACGAAAGCAUUUAAUGGUUGAAAUUUUAAUACGAGGGAAAAAUGAAACUAUUUCUUAGAAAAGCUAUUUCAUUAUUUUGUGUUUUGUGCGUAAUCACGGAAAUCAGAGGUGAAUAUGUAUCGUGUAUGACCCCAAGUGGGCAUAAAGGCAACUGCAUACCACUAAGUGGUUGUCCAAGUCUAAGCAGACUCGCCAAUAACGCGCGUCGAACAUCGGAACAAACUGAUUACCUACAGAACAGUCUAUGCGGACCGUUCAGCAACAAUCCCUUUGUAUGUUGUCCACUGCAGAAACCACCGCCAUUGAGAUCAAUCGAAACGUUGCCAGAAAUCGAAAGUCUCUGCCUGACACCCAACGGCAAAACUGGAAAAUGUGUACUCUUAAAGAGCUGCGGAGUCUUACUGGAUCUUCUUAGAAAAACAAACCUUACAAAGUCGCAGAAGUCACUCCUGAAGAACAGUAAAUGUGGAAAUGCUAAUGGAAAAGUUUUGGUAUGUUGUCCCGAAACUGAGUCGACGACACAAACGGUGCACCAAAAAACAGUAACAACAACAGCACCACAGCACGACACAGCUAUAACAGCACACCCUAAAACAAUAUCAAAACCAACAGUACAUAUAGCCAUGAGCCCAAUGGGAAACGAGCCUUGUCGUACACCGGAUCACAAACUUGGCGUUUGUAUAGAGAUCGAAAAAUGCCCUCCUUUGAAAAAAAUCAUUCUAAAAGACGCAAUUACGAAAACCGAAUACAAUUUGUUAAUGAACAGCAAAUGCGGUGAAUAUGGCAGUCCAAAGAUAUGUUGUUCGCGGCAAAAUGACGCUCCGUCAGCGCCUGCUAAAAUGUUAACUCGAAAUAUUGUCUUCCCCGGCAGUGAGUGCAGUGCUGCUAACGGCAUGCCUGGUAUAUGCAAAAUGUCUAGAGACUGCCCAAAUGCGAAUGAGUUCGAACAGAAUGAUCAAUGCGGUUAUUUAGGUGCCGGUUCACAAAUAUGUUGUCCAAUAAAUAUGCUUGAAAACGAUUUAAAUUUUCCCACAACAACACAAAUAAGCCGUAUGACAAUAAACACUACACCCUUGGCAGAAGUUUCUUGUCGCACACCGGUCAACAAACCUGGUAAAUGUAUAUCCAUAAAAAGAUGCAGUACCUUGCUCGAAAUUGUUAUGAAACCCGGCAGAAUGCCUAUAGAAACUAUGUUCCUGCAGCAGAGUCAAUGUGGAUAUGAUAGUGGAGAGUAUAUGGUGUGUUGCCCUGAAACUAAGUCGACAACACCAACUGCACCCACAAUUGUUACAACACAAACAACAACAACGCAAACAACAACAGCACCAACAAUUGUUACAGAGAGCUCGUUUACCUCAACAUUCGCGCCUUAUAUCGAACCACCAAAAGAAAAUACCAACAUUUGGACGAAUGAACCAGGAUGUGGAACAGCACCUUUACAACCCCGAAUUUAUGGCGGAAAUGCUGUUCAUAUUGAUGAGUACGCUUGGGCAGCGAGGAUACUUUACGUCGACUCGGACAACAACAACGACAUAUUUUGCGGUGGAUCUCUUAUCAAUCAAAAUUACGUAUUGACUGCAGCACAUUGUGUGGUUAUGCCUGAAGAGAAAGACGAUUGGUAUGUAAAAGGAGUUCGUUUAGGCGAAUGGAAUACUACAGCGAAAAAGGAUUGUGAAUAUUUUUCCGAAAACUACGAACUUUGUGCACCUCUACCAGUGGACAUAAACAUCUUCGAGUACAUAGUUCAUCCGAUGUAUAAUAAAAAAAAAUUUAACUACGAUAUAGCUCUGUUAAAGCUAGAAGAGAGCGUAACUUACACGGACUUUGUAAAACCGAUAUGCCUACCAUUGCUGCCGGCAGAUCAACAGACGGCUCAUUAUGAAAAUAUGUCUGUGGAAGUCGUUGGUUGGGGUAAGACAGAAACCGGAGAGCACAGUGAAAUUAAAUUGAAAGCACAUUUAAAAGUUAAGGAUAUCAAUAAAUGUGGCUUACGAAGAGGAGCAACAGAAAAUCAAAUAUGCGCCAAGGGUGAGAUAGGUACCGAUAGCUGUAACGGCGACUCAGGCGGACCUCUCAUGCUUUGGCAAGAGACCGCUUAUUAUUUGAUUGGCUUGAUAUCAUUCGGUUCAGGCGGUCAAUGUGGUGAUGUCCAAACUAACGGUAUUUACAUGCGUGUCGUGAAUUUUAUAGAUUGGAUUGCUGCGAAUACACAAAAUUCUUGAUAGCAACAAUUAAGCAACAUUUUAAAGAAUUGCUUAUUUAUUAUUACGCUACUCAUAUCUAAUACUAUAAUAAAGCAUGUUCUUUUUACUAAUAAAACUCCGAAGG